This is a messenger RNA of Impatiens glandulifera, 743 nucleotides long. RefSeq names its product 50S ribosomal protein L12, chloroplastic-like. Gene Ontology annotation, cellular component: ribosome. The transcript has a single exon. The record is from RefSeq and is a predicted model, not a curated record. Lineage: Eukaryota; Viridiplantae; Streptophyta; Magnoliopsida; Ericales; Balsaminaceae. Gene Ontology annotation, molecular function: structural constituent of ribosome. The coding region runs from base 51 to 605 and encodes 184 amino acids. Gene Ontology annotation, biological process: translation.
CAAACUAUUCACCCUUAUCAUCUUAUCUGAAAUCCCCAAUCUCUGAAAAAAUGGCUUCAACUCUCUCAACAAUCUCUCUAAUCCGUUCCCCCCGAUCAAACCCUACAAUUUCCACCGGAGUUCACUCACCGGCGACAUUCCUAAAACCGGCGCCGGAGUUUCACAAACAAUCCCGAAGAGCCACCUUCCUCCGUCCUCUCUCCGCCGUAGAAGCACCAGAAAAGGUAGUUCAAUUGGGAGAUGAAAUAUCAAAUCUAACACUAGCCGAUGCUCAAAAACUGGUUGAAUAUCUUCAAGAUAAGUUAGGCGUAUCAGCAGCGGCAUUCUCACCUGCAGCUGUAGCUCCGGCGGGUGCAGGAGCGGCGGUGGAAGUAGCUGUUGUUGAAGAGAAAACGGAAUUUGAUGUUGUUAUUGAAGAUGUACCUAGUAGUGCUAGGAUUAAUACGAUUAAAGCUGUUAGGGCUUUGACGAAUUUGGCUUUGAAAGAAGCUAAGGAAUUGAUUGAAGGAUUACCGAAGAAGUUUAAAGAGGCGAUUUCGAAGGAAGAAGCGGAAGAGGCGAAGAAACAACUUGAAGCUGCUGGAGCGAAGGUUGCUAUUGUUUAAUGGAGAUAGAUCUGAGAAGAAGAAGAAUAAUGAAUGGUUGUUUAGAGAAGAUGAUGAAGUGUUGAUUUCUUUGGUUUUAUAAUUUGUGUUGUUAUUAUUAUUGUUAUUGUUUAUUGCAAUUAGAGUUUAAACAUUUUG